AUGGUUUCAUUCCCGAAAGUGCUAAAUUCGAACUUAUUACUAGUCGCUCAAUCCAUAUUUCAGGAUCUUGCAACUCCUCAACAAGCUUCAAAUGAUCAAUAUCUGAUAAUAAAUUUCUUAGGUGGUUCAGGUCCAUAUAAACAAGGUUCAAGGUAUGGUAUAAGUAUAGAUAUUCCAAAUGGUUGUUCUGUUGAACAAGUUCAAAUGAUAUCAAGACAUGGAGAAAGAUUUCCAAGUAAAGGAGAUGGUCAAUUUUUUGAUACUAUAAUGGAAAGUUUUAAAAGUUAUGGACAACCAUUUAAAGGUGAUUUAUCAUUUUUAAAUAAUUAUGAAUAUUUUGUAAAAGAUAAAGAUUAUUAUGAGAAGGAAACAUCACCAACAAACUCAGAAGGAACUUAUGCAGGAACUUCAAAUGCAUUGAGACAUGGAACUUACUUUAGGCAAAGAUAUAAUGAUUUAUACGAUAAUACUACAACUUUCACAGUAUUUACAAGUAAUUCUGGUAGAUGUUAUCAAACAGCAAAUUAUUUUGCUAGAGGGUUUUUAGGAGAUACUUAUAAUGAAGAUGAUGUUGAAAUAGUUGUAAUUGACGAAGAUAAAAAAAUGGGAGGUAAUUCAUUAACACCAAGGUAUGCAUGUAAUGCAUUAAAUAAUAUAAAUAAUGAUCAUAUAAGUAAUCAAUUUGAUAAAAGUUAUUUACAAGAUAUUUUAAAUCGUUGGUUAGUUGAUAAUCCUGGAUUAAAUUUAACUACUAAUCAAGUAUCUGGUUUAUUUUUAUGGAUUGCAUUUGAAUUAAAUGUUCGUGGUUCAUCACCAUUUUCAGAUUUAUUUACUAAUGAAGAAUAUAUAAAAAAUGGAUAUAGAAAUGAUUUAGUAAAUUAUUAUUCAAUUGGUCAAGGUAACAAUUUGAGUAUAGUAGUAGGAUCACCAUUAGUUAAAGCAUCCCUUAGAUUAUUACAAGAAUCAGAUCAAAAAAUUAUUCCAAUGUUUACUCAUGAUACAGAUAUGGAAUUUUAUUUUUCAUCAUUAGGAUUAAUUAAUCCAGAAAAGGAUUUACCAACUGAUCAUGUUCAAUUUCCAAAUCCAUAUAGUGCAGCAGAACUUUUUCCUCAAGGUGGUAGAACAUAUUUGGAAAAAUUGAAAUGUGGUUCAAAUCAAUAUAUUAGAUUUAUAAUGAAUGAUGCUGUAUUACCUUUUCCUGGUUGUCAAAAUGGUAUAGGAUUUUCAUGUGAAUUCAAUCAAUAUAUUGAGUUAAUUAAUUCAAGAAUGAAAAAUGUUGAUUAUGGUAAGCAAUGUAAUGUCACCGGACCUGCUGAUUUGACAUUCUUUUGGGAUUAUAAACAACAACAUUAUGAUGCACCUUUGAUUGAUCAAUAG
This is a messenger RNA of Lodderomyces pseudojiufengensis, 1377 nucleotides long. RefSeq names its product Pho114p (gene PHO114). The coding region runs from base 1 to 1377 and encodes 458 amino acids. Lineage: Eukaryota; Fungi; Ascomycota; Pichiomycetes; Serinales; Debaryomycetaceae. Gene Ontology annotation, cellular component: fungal-type cell wall. The transcript has a single exon. The record is from RefSeq and is a predicted model, not a curated record. Gene Ontology annotation, molecular function: acid phosphatase activity.